Penaeus vannamei (Pacific white shrimp) is the source of this 2003-nucleotide messenger RNA. RefSeq names its product chitinase-3-like protein 1. Gene Ontology annotation, biological process: carbohydrate metabolic process; chitin catabolic process. Lineage: Eukaryota; Metazoa; Arthropoda; Malacostraca; Decapoda; Penaeidae. Gene Ontology annotation, molecular function: chitin binding; chitinase activity. The record is from RefSeq and is a predicted model, not a curated record. Gene Ontology annotation, cellular component: extracellular region.
GAACAUAAACACGGUGGAGCGAAUGCGAUUUACUUGCCGAUCUCAGUGCAGUCGCGAUGGUGACGGGCGCCGUAGUGCUGCUCGCUGUUCUUCUGCGUUUGUCUGAAACGGUUACAGUAUGUUAUUUGGGGUCAUGGGCAGUGUGGCGACCUGAUGCUGGGAAGUAUGAUGUGGACCAAAUUGACCCUUUCCUUUGCACCCACGUCGUCUAUAGCUAUGCCCAGAUCUCCGAAACCUCAUGGGAAGCUGUACCCCUUGAACCUUACUAUGAUUUGUGUGAAAACUGGGGCCUCUGCGCCUAUGACAGGUUCACAUCUCUUAAGAAGGUAAAUCCAGAACUCAAGACCUUACUCUCCGUCGGAGGGAACGCUAAGCUGAUGUCCGAGGUCUCGGCCGACCCUUCGAAACGUCAGAGCUUCGUGUCCAGCGCCGUCAGCCUCGCCAAGAACCACAGCUUCGACGGUCUGGACUCGGACUGGAUGUAUCCUGGCGACGAAAACGGAAGCCCGGAGGAUAAGGAAAAUUACAUCCUACUCCUGACUGAACUCCGAGAGGCGCUGGUGAAGGAGCAACUCUUACUAACGGCCGCCGUGUCUCUACAAAAACCGGUCAUUGACUUGGCCUACGACAUCCCCGCCAUGUCAGCAGUCACGGAUCUACUUAUUCUGCGUGGCUACAAUUUCCAUGGUACUUACGACACCUACACCCACCACCACGCCCCUUUGUAUGGCCAUCCGGGGGAUACGGGAAACAAUCUGUUCCUGAAUAUUGACUACGGCGUCGACUACUGGGUAUCGGGAGGAGCAGACAAGAACAAGCUGGUCUUAGGUCUCGGGACUUUCGGCAUCUGUUGGACACUGGACAGCUUGAGCGACACAGGGUACUUCGCUUCGGCCACACAAGCGGGGGAACCGGGGCCUUACACAGCGUCGUUGGGCAUCCUCGGGUUCAAUGAGAUUUGCGAGAUGCAGCGAGACAACGAGUGGACGGUGGUUCUCGAUCCGGAUAUGAACGAGCCUUAUGCGUUUUAUACGGAAAACAAGAUCUGGUGCGGCUACGAGGACGCGCUCUCAAUGUGGGUCAAGGGUCAGUACGCCCGGAGCCAAGGCCUGGGGGGGGUGAUGGUCUGGAGUCUGGAGACGGACGACUUCUCGGGGUCCUGCACGGGGCGGCCCUACAACCUCAUCAGGUCCAUGACCGAGGGCUUCCUGGACCUGCCCUUCAGCACUCCUGUGCCUCCAACUGCUGCUCCUGAGACUACUCCCGAACCACUUGUUACUCCCGCAUGUAGUGAAGGCGAUUACUACCUUGAAGAUAUUCAGUGUGAUAGGUACUGGCACUGUGUGAACGGCAAUGCCAUCCCUGGCGAUUGUAGCCCAGGCCUGGUGUGGGACAUGGCGGUGGAAUCCUGCAGUUGGCCGGAGAAUGUUGACACCUCUCAUUGCGUCAUGCCUGGAGAGGACACCACCACAACAACGCCAGUCACAACUAAACUAACAACCACAAGCACUACAACGACUGAACUGACGACUUCGCCUGCUCCAAAACCAGAGUGUGACAUAGAGAAGAAUUACUUUAUCAGCCAUCCUAUAUGUAACCAAUACUGGUGGUGCCUGAGCGGCGAAGCUGUUCUGGGAACUUGCUACGGAGGCCUGCGGUGGGCCCAAAACUCUCACGCUUGUCUUCCUGCCGCUGAGGCCAACCCCGUGGACUGCACCAUGGCGUAAAAGCAGGGGCCGGUACCUGAACCCUUUGGACUGUAACUCGAAAUGGCAACGCUGAUGGAUGUCAAGUGACUCUGGCCUAGGACAUCGUUUGAUUAUGUGAGGACGCUGCCUACUGUUGGAGUAGUUCUCAAGCCACUUUAGGUAAUGGAUCUCCAAUCCAAUUAACAAAAUCAUGGAGACUGUCUCCUCUUGAGUAAUGCUGAAAACAACUGUAGAUCAUAUUUUGAUUUCAAAUAUUUAUAUUUCAAUCUGAUUAGAUAUAUCAAGCUGAAGAUA